Leptinotarsa decemlineata (Colorado potato beetle) is the source of this 1001-nucleotide messenger RNA. RefSeq names its product equilibrative nucleoside transporter 3. NCBI's taxonomy places the organism in Eukaryota, Metazoa, Arthropoda, Insecta, Coleoptera, Chrysomelidae. Gene Ontology annotation, cellular component: plasma membrane. Gene Ontology annotation, biological process: nucleoside transmembrane transport. The record is from RefSeq and is a predicted model, not a curated record. Gene Ontology annotation, molecular function: nucleoside transmembrane transporter activity.
GGCAAUUGGGCUUCUUUAUCCUCACCAUAAUAAUUAUGAUAAUCAAUACCUUUUUCACAAUCACAUUAUCGAUUAGUUACUACACUUUGAUGGCAAGAUUUCCUCCAGAAUAUAUAAAAAUUCACACUUAUGGUUAUUCUAUAUCAGGUGUCAUCAGUGCACUUCUACAAAUACUUUGUCUUGUUAUUGGAGGAAGUUCAACUCAAGUUGCACUGAUUUAUUAUUCAUGUGGAUUGGGAAUUGUGAUGACAGCGGCAGUCAUGAUUUACUUUACCAAAUAUUCACCUUUCUACCAGUAUUAUAUGGAAGGUAUUGAAGAGGAAACCAAAAAACCGUUACCUUCGCUUGCAGACCUGAAAGAAACAUACAAACGCACAUGGCUUGUAUUACUUCCACUGGUACUGACAACACCAGUACUGGGUCUCAGUUCAACAACUAUCGGAAUCUUAAUUGUGUCGGAAAGCGAAGGUCUUUGGGGCAAAAAAUUUUUCAUGCCUGUGUCCACUUUUCUUCUGAAAGAAAUAUCAAGCAUGGUGGGAAGAUUUUAUGCAACUCCAAUUAUGACGCGUAAGAAUGCUAAAUGGUUCAUUCUUCUCAAUGUGCUGCAAGCUUAUGGGUUUGGUUUACUCGUUCCCUUAUGUAACGCCAAACCUAGAAGUCAUCUACCAGUUCUAUUUCAUCAUGAUUGGCAAUAUAUGUCAAUGAUGACUGUUAACGGACUCAUUAUGGGUUAUUAUACAACUGUUAGCUUUCUUAGUAUGCCGAAUUUCGCUGGUGACAGGACGGAACAAGCAUAUCAAUUAUUUCAGGGCAUUACAAUUAUCUUGAUGUGUGCAACUUCUCCUCUCAGUCAAGUUUGGAUAAAUAUGCUUUGAAAAUCUGACAAAUUUCCAACGUAUUGGAUCGAUAAAUAUGAAAAGGAUAAACAAUGAGUUAACUUCAAAUAUCCUGAAAAAUGUACGAAUAUUUAUGAAUUAAAAUUAAAAGUGUGUACAAAAUGA